AUGGCCAAGAAGAACUGCAGCAAAACAAAACAUUCUACUGAUUUAUCGCCGAAGGAAAAUAAAAGCAUAAAUCAGCUCGGCAUUGCAGGGUCACCUUUGAUCUUCAUUGUUCAUCCAUUCGAGCCAACUACAUCAACCCCUCUUCAGGCCUCUCGAUCUGUACGCUUACCGCGUCCUCAUCAUGAUAAUGCGCAGUUGAGUCCAAUAAUCCUCAAAAGGAAUGAUACUACCUGUGAAAGUACAGCACCGGCAACCUGCUUACAGUAA
Molecule: messenger RNA, 267 nt
Organism: Loa loa (African eye worm)
Lineage: Eukaryota; Metazoa; Nematoda; Chromadorea; Rhabditida; Onchocercidae
Exons: 2
Coding region: 1-267 (88 amino acids)
Source: RefSeq, a predicted model, not a curated record